AUGGCUCCAGUAACAGACCCGGACAAGACUGAGUCAGCCAACUCUCUCACUGAGAGGCCAACCUCGAGUCAUGCGUUGGCUAUGGCAGAUCACGACGAGAAGGGCGCUGCCCAGGAAGUUCACGAUGAGGAAGUCAAGGACCUAGGCUGGACGGUCGACAACGAGAAGAUUCCCAACCCGUUGGUGGGUGGCAUGCCUAAUGAGGACCUGUGGGUGUUGGUCCGGAGGUUUAACAAGCAAAUGUACCACGUCAAAGAGUACCCCCAUCCAUUACCCGGGAAGCUUGAUCUCAACAUCGCCGACGAGGAAGAGUUCUCCCCAGACAAGUUGCGGGCCAACAUCGAACGAUUGUACAUGACCGUGAUCAUCGGCCUUAUGGGAUUCGCGAAACACAUCGUGCGACUACGAUCAUGGCGGGAAACUAGGAGAACAAGCGCAUUCUGUGCCGUCUACUUUCUGGCUUGGCUACUCGACUUCCUAGCCCCAACCUUUCUGAUCAUGAUAAUCACCUUGAUCGUCUACCCACCAAGUCGAGAGAUGCUCUUCCCACCAGCUCCACUGGCUCUCGUCUCCGCUAAGACUGGAGGCGUGCAGAAGCCACAAGCUGGCGUGCUUGGAUCAACAGAUUCUGCGACAGGUGCCCCUGAGAACUACAAAGGAGAAGCCGUAGAACAGGAGGCCACCAAUCUCGUCAACAGCGUCGCCACUGUAGCACUUUCAAGCGUCAGUGGCAAACACCCGCAGAACGAGCCCCCUGGAAAUGAAAACGAGAAGGCGGGUGAGAAUGUUCCAGAUCCUACUGCUAUGGCCGUGAACGCGAGUAAGGCUCGCUCGUCAGCUUCGGGUGGUACUCACAAAGUGGACAAGACGAAAGUUCCCAUGGAGACUGCGAUUUGGAACAAGAUGAGGCCUGUUAUGCACGGCAUCGCAGAUGUUUCUGAUACUUGGGAACGAUUUGGCAAUGUGUUCUCGCCAACUGCACCUUUCCCUCAGGAUCUGUACCGACUUCGAAUCGCCGCGUUGCUCGUCCCAGCGCUGGGUGCAUCCAUCUUCAUCACUUCUUACAUGCUCGUCAAGGGGAUUACGUUUGGGGUCGGAUUCGGAUUCUUUGGUGACCCAAUCAUCUGGCGUGGACUGGACUGGCUCAACACCAACUUCCCCAAGUGGCAGAAACUGCUCGAACUGCGAAACACUGUCCUCAAAGGCGUCCCCACCAACGCACAGCUUACCGUCACCCUCCUACGCAUUGGCGAAGCAAACAAGGCACCCCUACCACCACCACCGCACCCAGGCCUGGCACCCCCAGACGACGAACCCGUGGAGCUGACAGAAGAACAGCUGAGCGCAGCAGGCGGAGACAACCCCCUCAACGCCACAGACGAAGAACUCAAAGCCGCCAUCGCCCCCGACCCCACCGUCGCCCACGAAACCGCCGGCGCCGACGUCGAAGCCUCGAAAAAAGACCACCACGGCAAAGGCGGGUCCCGCCUCCUCGGGAUCCUCAAAGGCAGCGUCCGAGGCACCGUCGACACGGUCCUCGGCGCCGACCACCUCAAAGCCCGCAUCGGCAGCGAACCCUCGAAGCAACGCCUCGGCGUCAUCCCCAGCAAAUCCGACAACAAACUCAGCGGGCCCGUCGACUUCCGCUGCCGCUUCCACGGCAAGAAGGGCCACGCGUACAUCACGACCAAAGCGACGAUCCCCUGCGUGGGCUUCAGCCUGGACAAAUCCAUCGCGAGCAAAGACGGCAUCCUCAACGACGAGCUGCACCCCGUGUGGACGGUCGCGGUGGCGGAUAUCAAGGAGCUGAAGAAAGUCGGCGGGCUGGGGUGGAAGAGUAAGCUUGUCGUCGGGUGGGCGUUGGAUCGCGAGGUGGCGGAUGGGUUGGAGAUUGUGGAUAAGCAGGGGAAUUCUUGGGUUAUCACGGCGAUGGUUUUGAGGGAUGAGCUGUUUAAUCGGUUGGUUGCUAUGGGUGGGCAGAAGUGGGAGGCUUGGUAG
This is a messenger RNA of Zasmidium cellare ATCC 36951, 1998 nucleotides long. RefSeq lists its product as uncharacterized. The transcript has 2 exons. The record is from RefSeq and is a predicted model, not a curated record. NCBI's taxonomy places the organism in Eukaryota, Fungi, Ascomycota, Dothideomycetes, Mycosphaerellales, Mycosphaerellaceae. Bases 1 to 1998 code for a protein of 665 amino acids.